This is a messenger RNA of Cricetulus griseus (Chinese hamster), 4082 nucleotides long. Lineage: Eukaryota; Metazoa; Chordata; Mammalia; Rodentia; Cricetidae. The record is from RefSeq and is a predicted model, not a curated record.
UUGGACAUGGUGGGUUUCCCACGUUCACUUUCUUGUGUUUUUCUUGUGCAGGAAUCAUGGCCCAAGUAGCGAUGUCCACACUGCCUGCGGAAGAUGAGGAAUCCUCAGAGAGCAGGAUGGUGGUGACAUUCCUCAUGUCUGCCCUGGAGUCCAUGUGUAAAGAGCUGGCGAAGUCCAAGGCUGAGGUGGCCUGCAUCGCUGUGUAUGAGACGGACGUGUUUGUUGUUGGAACUGAAAGAGGACGUGCUUUUGUCAAUACCAGAAAAGAUUUCCAAAAAGAUUUUGUAAAAUAUUGCGUUGAAGAAGAAGAAAAGGCGGCAGAGAUGCAUAAGAUGAAAUCUGCAACCCCUGCAAAUCGGAUGAGCGUGGAUGCUGUAGAAAUUGAAACACUCAGAAAAACGGUGGAGGAUUACUUCUGUUUUUGCUAUGGGAAAGCUUUAGGCAAAUCCACAGUGGUCCCUGUGCCGUAUGAGAAGAUGCUACGUGACCAGUCGGCUGUGGUGGUACAGGGGCUUCCUGAGGGUGUUGCCUUCAAGCACCCUGAACAUUACGAUCUUGCAACCUUGAAGUGGAUUUUGGAGAACAAGGCGGGGAUUUCGUUCAUCAUUAAGAGACCUUUCCUUGAGCCAAAGAAACACCUUGGUGGUCGAGUGAUGGCAUCAGAUACUGAGCGGACCAUCCUGUCUCCCAGUGGAAGUUGUGGCCCGAUCAAAGUGAAGACUGAACCCACAGAAGACUCUGGCAUUUCUCUGGAAAUGGCCGCUGUGACAGUAAAGGAAGAGUCAGAAGAUCCUGAUUACUAUCAGUAUAACAUUCAAGCAGGCCCCUCUGAAACUGGCGAUGUCGAUGAAAAGCUCCCCCUUUCGAAGGCUUUGCAAGGAAGCCAUCAUUCCUCAGAAGGCCACGAAGGAACAGAAGUGGAAGUGCCAGCCGAAGAUUCUACUCAACAUGUCCCUUCAGAAACAAGUGAGGACCCUGAAGUUGAGGUGACUAUUGAAGAUGAUGAUUACUCCCCACCCACCAAGAGGCCAAAGACCAGUGAGCCGCCCCCGCCUCCACCGGUCCCCGAGCCCGCCAACGCUGGCAAGCGCAAAGUGAGGGAGUUCAACUUUGAGAAAUGGAAUGCACGCAUCACAGACCUACGGAAGCAAGUUGAAGAGCUGUUUGAAAGAAAGUACGCUCAAGCUAUAAAAGCCAAAGGUCCGGUGACGAUCCCAUACCCUCUUUUCCAGUCCCAUGUUGAAGAUCUUUAUGUAGAAGGGCUUCCUGAAGGGAUUCCUUUUAGAAGGCCAUCAACAUACGGCAUUCCUCGCCUUGAGAGGAUAUUACUGGCCAAGGAGAGGAUCCGCUUUGUGAUUAAGAAACACGAGCUUCUGAACUCUACACGGGAAGACUUACAGCUUGAUAAGCCAGCAUCAGGAGUAAAGGAAGAGUGGUAUGCACGGAUCACUAAACUGAGGAAGAUGGUAGACCAGCUUUUCUGUAAGAAAUUUGCUGAGGCCUUGGGGAGCACUGAAGCCAAGGCUGUACCAUACCAAAAAUUUGAGGCCCAUCCCAAUGACCUCUAUGUGGAAGGACUUCCAGAAAACAUUCCUUUCCGAAGCCCCUCGUGGUAUGGAAUCCCAAGACUGGAAAAAAUCAUUCAAGUGGGCAAUCGAAUUAAAUUUGUUAUCAAAAGUCAAAGAAGAUUGGAAUGUCAGAAUCACCAAGCUUCGAAAGCAAGUGGAGGAGAUCUUUAAUUUGAAAUUUGCCCAAGCUCUGGGCCUCACAGAGGCAGUGAAGGUGCCCUAUCCCGUGUUCGAAUCAAACCCAGAGUUUCUGUAUGUGGAAGGGCUGCCUGAAGGGAUCCCCUUCCGAAGCCCCACCUGGUUUGGGAUUCCACGCCUUGAGAGGAUUGUCCGUGGGAGCAAUAAGAUCAAGUUUGUUGUUAAAAAGCCUGAGCUAGUAGUGUCCUACUUGCCUCCUGGGAUGGCUAGCAAAAUCAACACUAAAGCAUUGCAGUCCCCAAAACGACCACGAAGCCCUGGGAGCAACUCCAAGGUUCCUGAGAUUGAAGUCACGGUGGAAGGCCCCAACAACAACAGUCCGCAAACCUCCACCGUUCGAACUCCUACCCAGACCAAUGGUUCAAAUGUUCCCUUCAAGCCUCGAGGGAGAGAGUUUUCCUUUGAGGCCUGGAACGCCAAAAUCACAGACCUGAAGCAGAAAGUGGAAAACCUCUUCAAUGAAAAAUGCGGGGAAGCUCUUGGCCUUAAACAGGCCGUGAAAGUGCCAUUUGCAUUGUUCGAGUCCUUCCCGGAAGACUUCUAUGUAGAAGGCUUACCUGAGGGGGUGCCCUUCCGGCGACCAUCCACAUUUGGCAUUCCAAGGCUGGAGAAGAUCCUCCGGAACAAGGCCAAGAUAAAGUUCAUCAUUAAAAAACCUGAGAUGUUCGAGACGGCCAUCAAAGAGAGCACCUCUUCCAAAAGCCCUCCAAGGAAGAUAAACUCAUCACCCAGCGUUAAUACUACUGCAUCAGGUGUGGAAGACCUUAACAUCAUUCAGGUGACAAUUCCAGAUGAUGACAAUGAGCGACUGUCCAAAGUGGAAAAGGCCAGACAGCUUCGUGAGCAGGUCAAUGACCUCUUCAGUCGGAAGUUUGGUGAGGCUAUUGGGAUGGGCUUCCCUGUGAAAGUCCCGUACAGGAAGAUCACCAUCAACCCAGGCUGUGUGGUGGUCGACGGCAUGCCCCCUGGAGUGUCCUUCAAAGCCCCCAGUUACCUGGAAAUCAGUUCCAUGAGAAGGAUCUUAGAUUCUGCUGAGUUUAUCAAGUUCACUGUCAUUAGACCAUUUCCUGGACUUGUGAUUAAUAACCAGCUGGUUGAUCAGAAUGAGUCCGAAGGCCCUGUGAUACAAGAAUCUGCUGAGGCGAGCCAGUUGGAAGUUCCAGCCACAGAAGAAAUUAAAGACUCGGAUGGGAGCUCACAGAUCAAGCAAGAGCCAGACCCUACGUGGUAGACUUUGUCUGCAGGUUCAGCUUCCAGUGAGAGUGGUGGAGAAGAUCUUUCGGACCCGCCCUGCCAGCUCUGUAAUAUACUUGUAUAACAGAAAUACCUUCUAUACAAACCUUCUUUUCUACUUCUAGAUAGAAAUGUCUACUUUCUCAGCAGUUCUGUGAAUUGAAGUACGCAGCGUGACGAGAUGCGCGUGCCUGGCUGGUUUGGGAAUGCACUAGAAGGAUUUCGCAGCAGUGCUGGGAAGUGACAGGGAGUGCCAGGGACAACUCUUAGAUUUUUUUUUAUGCAUUGGGCAGAGCCUUGGGCUGCGGUGUGUAUUCCAGUCAGUGGAGAUAUUCCUACUGGGCAUCUUGGCUUCUGCAGCCAAGAAAACCCCUGUGCUAGGCAGUGCUUUAGUUUUUCUAUUGAAAAUCAUUUCUGUGAUCUUGCACUUGGCUUCCCUUCCUGCCUGAGGGAGGGCUGCUGUCUGUCCCUCUGACUAAGCCUUUGACUAAGCUCCAUCAUGGUUCCUCUUGUUUUCACUGUAACUAAAAGCAAGGCCAGUGAUGAACAGCCAGUGUCUCCGAAGAGAGAGGACAUUCUCAGAGCCUCCCUCACCCUUACUUGGCAGCAAGUAAAUACGGGGUGUACCCUGAUGGUCGGAGGUCUGGUGUGCAUGCUUUAGCAGCUGAUGACUAAACCCUCCCCGGCUGGGCCCCACCAUAGCCUGGGGUGCUCUGGGAGGCAGCUCUGGGUGGGAGUCAGGCUGGGCUGUGGGUCUGCCUGGUUGGUUAGUCUCUAACCACCUGUCUGACCAAGGUGCCCGUGUGAGGAGUGGGGCAGGCAAGCUCUUGUGCACCUCCGUGUUCACACCCCCUGGGCCUGAAAGUGGAGUCUCACAGAUGAUGCAGUUGUAUAAAAUAACAGCUCGCUCUCUCUCAAGAGGUAGAGGAUGGGAUGGCACAGUUCUCAGUAGUGGCACCACGAUGUUCACAAUGGGAAAUUAUAUCACACGGUAGCAAAGAUAGGCAUUUUUAUGUGUUCCUUAUAUUUUACCUCAAAUUGUAGAUAUAGGGUAAUAAAUAAAAUCCAUCCAUGCCUUUCACA